Molecule: messenger RNA, 421 nt
Organism: Ilyonectria robusta
Lineage: Eukaryota; Fungi; Ascomycota; Sordariomycetes; Hypocreales; Nectriaceae
Exons: 1
Coding region: 138-404 (88 amino acids)
Source: RefSeq, a predicted model, not a curated record
GGAAUUAGGAAAUCUGUUCUUGAUGCCUGGAUUGCGGUCCCACACCCUUUUGCCGCAAACGCGGCACCGUUUUGGCCCUCGAGCACCCUCAAACGGCACUUUGGACACUCGAUGUUGUACCUGCCUCCAUUGGGUGUAUGGUUUCCCUGCUCUGUGUGGGCGUUCAUAAUCGCGAUAUUGAUGUGAUAUUGUUUUUGUUGCUAUUGUUGUCUGCUCGGAGUGUGAUAUUGACUAAAUCGAUGAAGGGUAGAUCCUUGAAUAAUGGGUGCUCGGGUUUUGUGAAAAGAGGCCCCUUGUGCUGGGUUUUAUUUUUACGGCAUCGUCUUGAAUCACAAAGCCGAGGACUCGUACAUCCCGUUCAAUGCAACCAUGUUGCGAGGAGUGGUGGACAGGAAUACUCGUGACGGAGUCAACCGUCAGC